AUGAUCACUAACACCCAACUUGACGGUAUUGCGCUUGUUGUCGGGUCUGGACGCGGCAUCGGCCAACAAGCCGCCUUUUCUCUGGCCGAGGCUGGUGCAAAAGUGGUUGUGUUUGCUGAUAUGAACGAAGAGACCGCCAAACAGUCCGCCGAGGAAAGCAGGAAAUACGCUUCGAACAAGGACUACACCGCGACUACAUUUACAGUCAAUGUUACAGAUAAGCAAGCCGUCCAGGACAUGGUAUACUCUGUAGUCAAUACCUUUGGCCGGCUGGAUUAUUGUGUGAAUGGUGCAGGGAUUGAUAAUGGCGUUCACUGCCCUGUCGCCGAAACCGACAUCGAGAACUUCGAACGGAUCCUGGAUAUUAAUGCGAAAGGAAUGAUGAUGUGUGUUCGCGCACAGUGCGCUGCUAUGCGAAAACAAACUCCCCGACAGGUACAAGGACGUAACGCGAUAUGUCAUAUCGGCCGUGGUGCCAUAGUCAAUAUCGCCUCCGCGAAUUCUUUUGCCGGACUUCCGGGCAAAAUGUCCUAUACGGUAUCAAAACAUGCGGUUAUGGGUUUGACCAAGAUGGCAGGUCUGGACCAUGCAGCCGAAGGAAUCCGAUGCAACGCUGUCUGUCCCACCUGGGUUCGCACGCCCCUUUUGGAUGAGGAGCUGCGAAGUAAUCCGGACGUCGCGGGCAUGAUUUCGGCUUUUGUUCCUAUUAAGCGGGCUGCAGAGAGUGAUGAGGUGUCUGAUACUAUUGCGUUCCUGCUGAGUCCGGCAGCGAGCUAUAUCAACGGGACGAGUGUGCUGGUUGAUGCGGCCGUGACGACAACUUUGCGGCUUUUCUAG
This is a messenger RNA of Aspergillus affinis, 837 nucleotides long. Its product is annotated as SDR family NAD(P)-dependent oxidoreductase. Gene Ontology annotation, molecular function: oxidoreductase activity. Lineage: Eukaryota; Fungi; Ascomycota; Eurotiomycetes; Eurotiales; Aspergillaceae. The coding region runs from base 1 to 837 and encodes 278 amino acids. The transcript is spliced from 3 exons. The record is from RefSeq and is a predicted model, not a curated record.